This is a messenger RNA of Colletotrichum spaethianum, 2802 nucleotides long. Its product is annotated as transcriptional regulatory protein DEP1. Lineage: Eukaryota; Fungi; Ascomycota; Sordariomycetes; Glomerellales; Glomerellaceae. Bases 1 to 2802 code for a protein of 933 amino acids. Gene Ontology annotation, cellular component: nucleus. Gene Ontology annotation, molecular function: transcription cis-regulatory region binding; DNA-binding transcription factor activity, RNA polymerase II-specific; zinc ion binding. Gene Ontology annotation, biological process: regulation of DNA-templated transcription. The transcript is spliced from 3 exons. The record is from RefSeq and is a predicted model, not a curated record.
AUGGACAACGGCGCCGCAGUCCUUGACCCAGCACUACGAAGCGCGGAGCCCUUGAGCCCCGGAAGCAACAGCCUAGACGGAGGUCCUCGAACAGCUGCGGCGCGCGACGGUGGCGGCGCGGCCGAGCGACACCAGGAACAGGCGCAGGGACAAGAGCAGGGUCAUCAUGUUCAUCACCAACAACACCAACACCACCCCGAAUCGCCCGAGUCGCCUCACUCCGGCCACGGCGGUGGAUCGAGUGGCGAGACACCGCAGCACGAUGCGCUACACGGCACGAACUCCGACGAUCCCAAGAGGCCGCGCGCCUGCGAGGCGUGCCGUGGGCUGAAAGUGCGAUGCGAGCCGGACCCGAACGACCCCGAGGGUCCGUGUAAACGAUGCAAAAAGGCCGGGAGAAAUUGCGUGGUAACGAUGCCAACAAGAAAGAGGCAGAAGAAGACGGAUAGCAGGGUUGCGGAGCUGGAGAAGAAGAUUGAUGCAUUGACGGCGAGCUUGCAGGCCCGUGGAAGCUCCGCCGCGCCGUCGGCUGCUGCUGGUGGCAGCGGUGGUGGUGCAUCUACGGGCGUGUCGGCAGCGAGGGAUGAGAAUCCAUAUAAACAGCAGGGUUGGGGCAAUUACGGCAUGACAAAGAACUGGAGUACGAAUACCGUCGCGGAGACGCCAAGCAUGGCCGCGGACGGGUUCGGGCUCGACCAACAACAGUUGCACGGCGGAGAUAGAGGUCGGUUCGACACCCUGAUCCCACCCGCCGCUGGGCAGAAGAGGAAACUCUCGGACCGCGGAAGCACACCAGGAGAUAUGACAGAGAGCGGUAGUGGAGGCAGGCCAGCGCCGCCGAUACACAUGGGCAGCGACUACGCCGACGUCGUGGAGCGCGGAAUCCUCAGCGCCGAAAAGGCGGCGGAGCUGUUUGAGCGGUACAACACGCAAAUGAUGCCGCAUAUGCCGGCAGUGGUAUUCGCGGCUGGCACGACGGCCGAGGAGACGCGGAAAACGAAGCCUUUGCUGUUCCUUGCCAUCAUGUCGGCGGCGUCGUCCGAGUCGCCCAACGUGCAGCGCAGGCUGGUCAAGGAGCUGAUGCAAAUCUUUGCCGAGAAGAUUAUCAUUACAGGCGACAAGAGUCUGGAGAUUGUGCAAGCUUUGCAGGUUGCCGUGAUUUGGUACUGGCCGCCCGAGCACUUUGAAGAGCUCAAGUUCUACCAGCUCGUGCACAUCGGCGCUGUCAUGGCGCUCGACAUCGGGCUGGGCCGGCGGACGGCCGGGAGGAAGAUGCUGGUCCCGUUCCAGUGGCGGAACCACCCGUUCAAGCGGGCGUCACCGCCGGACCCGGCGUCCAUCGAGUGUCGGCGCGCGUGGUUGGCCGCGUACUUCUUGGCGGCGAACACCUCGAUGGCGCUGCACCGGCCGAAUCUGGUGCGGUGGACAUCCUUCAUGGCCGAGUCGAUGGAGGUGCUGCAGACGUCGGCGGACGCGGCGCCUACGGACAAAUACUUUUGUCACCUCGUGUGGACGCACCGGCUCGCCGAGGAGGUUGGGAUGCAGUUUUCCAUGGACGACCCGGCCAUUGUACCCAACAUCACAGACUCGCGCACGCAGUAUUCGCUGAGGAUGCUGGAGAGGGAUUUGGAGAAGUAUGUCACUUCUGUACCCAAGGAGGAAAUGCAGUCAACACUCCGCAUGUCCUUCCACGUCCUUUCCCUCUACAUGCACGAGAUUGCCCUGCACACUCAAAUGGACGAUAUGCGCCCGCCCUUCGACACAGCGACCCUCAAAGACAACAUGCUGACCAGCCUCACACUCACAACCUCCCACAUCAAUGCCCUCUCAGCGUGCCUGUCCGCCAUUGACGGCAUCUUUGAGGCAUUUUUGGCAAUGGAAGUCCCCAGCAUUCGCUGCCUGCCCGUUUUCAACUUUGUGCGUGUCGCGUACGCCGUUGUCGUACUCAUCAAGAUGUACUUCUCCGCUACGGCGCCCGGGUCCGAGUUGGGCAAGGUGAUUGACAAGGAUAACAUGAGAGUGGAGUACUACCUCGACGCGCUCCUCGAAAAGUUCCGCGCCGCGGCUUCGGAUGACCGGAGUCGACCGGCUGCCAAAUUUCUGGUGGUGCUGGUGAUGUUGAGGAGCUGGUUCUUGAAGCAGAGUAGAGGGCUGGCCGUGGGUGCGCCGCCGGAGGCGUGCUCCUGCGCCUGCGGCGCCAGCGGCAUCACAGCCCGAGCAGACCCCGGCGUCUACACAUGCUUCCCGACCUACAGAGCCGACCCCUGCGGAGGAGCAGCAGCGGACGUACCAAGCGGCUCCCCCACGAUGCAAGAAUACCCCGCGGCCAACACGCCGCUACACCUACUCUCCGAAAUCGCGACGAACGAUCGCUCGGGCCGUGUGGCGAACAACAUCCUAUGGAAUCCGCCGCCGUCGUCAGGAAGACAAUCCUUUCUAUACAACCCCAACGCCGUGACACCCACGCCGCUCGACGGACCGGGAUCCGGCCCGACUACGGCGUCCAGCGGCGCCAUGGACAAUGCCACCUCUAGCACAAAUCCAAGCGUUCCCAACGCUGCGGCGCCGUGGCUGAACCCGGCUUGGCAGUUCGACCUCCAGGACAUUGGCCUCGACAUGGGCUUCACCGAGGGGUUGUCGCUCGAAGAAUUCACCACUGGGUUCGGCGCGAGCCCGGGGAGUCUGAGUAACGGAAUGCGGUACGUCAUGGCGCAGGAUCCCUGGCUCAGCGGGAUGGGUGGGCUCGGGGACAUUUUCGACGGGAUGCCCGGAGCGUCCGGUCCGCCCAUGUUUCCCAUGUGA